AUGGAGGAUCGCCUGGGCGUGACAUGGGUUGACUCGCCACGUGAUGGCCGCGAACAACCAAUUUGGCCGCUGGAUAUUGACGUGAAGUGGGCAACGAGGGAGCUGCACAGUUUGCUGCAUCGGGUGCAGGGCAUGCUGGAGAAAUCGGCCUGGCAGGCUUCAUUCGCCAGCUGGCUGCUCAAAACCGAGGACAAACUGGUGGCAGACACAAGCCUCCAGCAAAAAGCGGCAUCUGGGGAAUUGCGAGGCGCCGUCGAGAGCAUCGCAUCGGGCAUUGACAGUCUGCAUGGAUAUCUUGAGACUGGGGCAUUCAGACUCCAGUCCCAGAUUGGUCUGCUUUUCAACGUGGUUGGCCAGCGGGAUGCAUUGAUUAAUUUCGAGAUUGGCAGUUCGGCAAAGCAGGACAGCAUCUCGAUGGCGACUUUCACCUUCAUCGCAGCUAUAUUCUUGCCUCCGACCUUUGUUGCAACACUGUUCAGUAUGGGCAUGUUCGACUGGUCGGACGGUGAUGGAGGCAACGGCCACGUGUCGGACAGUUUCUGGGUUUUCUGGGCCGUUGCUGUGCCAUCGACUGCCGCCACGAUUCUCUGCUGGUACCUCUGGUAUAGACAUGCAUAUCGAAAAUGGCAAAAGAAGUUUGGUCGCCAUCGCCCGGAUGAAAGAGCAGGGACGGAUGCUGUGGGAAGGUGA
Messenger RNA from Cladophialophora carrionii CBS 160.54, 690 nucleotides. RefSeq lists its product as uncharacterized. Bases 1 to 690 code for a protein of 229 amino acids. The record is from RefSeq and is a predicted model, not a curated record. Lineage: Eukaryota; Fungi; Ascomycota; Eurotiomycetes; Chaetothyriales; Herpotrichiellaceae. The transcript has a single exon.